This is a messenger RNA of Phacochoerus africanus (Common warthog), 3114 nucleotides long. It is a transcript of the gene GPAT4, whose product is annotated as glycerol-3-phosphate acyltransferase 4. The record is from RefSeq and is a predicted model, not a curated record. Lineage: Eukaryota; Metazoa; Chordata; Mammalia; Artiodactyla; Suidae. Gene Ontology annotation, molecular function: glycerol-3-phosphate O-acyltransferase activity. Gene Ontology annotation, biological process: triglyceride biosynthetic process. The transcript is spliced from 15 exons. Bases 1000 to 2397 code for a protein of 465 amino acids. Gene Ontology annotation, cellular component: endoplasmic reticulum.
GGGCGCGCGCACGUCCUUACGCACGCCUCGGCCAGCGGCGGCAACGAGGGCGGGAGGGACGGUCCGCGGAAGGAUUUGGCGUUUUGGUGCCUCGCGGUCGCCAGUGUCUCUUUGAUGUUUACAGCCCGUUUCAGUUUGGACUGCCACGUCUCAGGCACUCAGGAGUGGCGUGCGCUUUGGCAGCAUGUAAGCAGCUUCCUGCCAAGAACCCAGGUCACCACGGCAAAGGGGGCCUUAGGGAGAAGAGUCUCCAGAGGACGCCCAUGCCCGCGGCAUCUGGAGUUACACUCAACCGCAGGCGGCAUGAGACAUUUGGUGCCCAUGUCCAUGUCCUGGCAGAGCCUGUAACUCCAGGAGAGGGUCCUGGGAGCAGCGCCAGGAGCCUCGAGAGGGAGAUAGGGCCAGAUGUGAACUCUCUGCAAUGAACGCGAUCUUCAGCUUGGGAAGGAGUUUUAAGUAAAGCAGUUAUUUAAUUUCCACAUAUGCAAGUUCACUAGCCUUCUGUGGGAAGUGCCAGCCGUUACCCCCUCCACAGGCAUUAUCAGGACUUUUCUGGCACCACUUUGAACUCUUCUCGGUACUUCUGGCAAUGACCGGUCUUCGUCAGGACAGAUUUAUCUGCUAAAUGCUCUUGGGCAGGAGAAACAGGAAAACUUCUGGAAGCAGCACAAGGGGAGCUGAGCCCAGAUCGAACCCUGUCAGCUCCCGCGCUCGGACGCUCUGUCUGGACUUGGAUGCUGGCGGUGAAGACUGAUCCUACCCUGUCCACCUCCGAGCCCAUCUCAGUGGGGAGAGCCCCCCUGCCCGGGCUGCCUCGGUGGCCUCUUUUGUGGUCAUCCCACGCCCCCGAGCCCUGGGCUCUGGCCGUCGAGUGAUGUGAAUUUGGGAAUGGAGGUGGAGCCCCUCCCCAGGCUGCUGCUGUCAGGGAGGACCAUCCCCAUCUGAGGCCGUGCCCUGCUCGCCAGGAGGUGGGCGCCGGCCUGGCCUGCAUCCUCCACCAUGUUCCUGCUGCUGCCUUUUGACAGCCUGAUUGUCAACCUCCUGGGCAUCUCCCUGACUGUGCUCUUCACCCUCCUCCUCAUUUUCAUCAUCGUCCCCGCCAUCUUCGGCGUCUCCUUCGGCAUCCGGAAGCUCUACAUGAAAACCUUGUUGAAGAUCUUUGCGAUACUGAAACUCAAAGCUACUCCUGGGUGGGCUACCCUGAGGAUGGAGAGAGGAGCCAAGGAGAAGAACCACCAGCUUUACAAACCCUACACCAAUGGAAUCAUCGCAAAAGAUCCCACGUCGCUGGAGGAAGAGAUCAAAGAAGUCCGCCGGAGCGGGAGCAGCAAGGCCCUGGACAGCACUCCCGAGUUUGAGCUCUCGGACAUCUUCUACUUUUGCCGCAAAGGAAUGGAGACCAUUAUGGACGAUGAGGUGACAAAGAGAUUCUCGGCAGAGGAGCUGGAGUCCUGGAACCUGCUGAGCAGGACCAACUAUAACUUCCAGUACAUUAGCCUCCGGCUCACCGUGCUGUGGGGGCUGGGCGUGCUGAUCCGCUACUGCUUUCUUCUGCCCCUCAGGAUAGCGCUUGCUUUCACGGGGAUUAGCCUCCUGGUGGUGGGCACAACCGUGGUGGGGUACCUGCCGAAUGGGAGGUUCAAGGAGUUCCUGAGUAAACACGUUCACCUGAUGUGCUAUCGGAUCUGCGUGCGAGCCCUGACGGCCAUCAUCACCUACCACGACAGGAAGAACAGGCCUAGAAACGGCGGCAUCUGCGUGGCCAACCACACUUCUCCCAUCGACGUCAUCAUCUUGGCCAGCGAUGGCUAUUACGCCAUGGUGGGGCAGGUGCACGGCGGGCUCAUGGGCGUGAUUCAGAGGGCCAUGGUCAAGGCCUGUCCCCACGUCUGGUUCGAGCGCUCGGAGGUGAAGGAUCGCCACCUGGUGGCCAAAAGGCUGACGGAGCACGUGCAGGAUAAAAGCAAGCUGCCCAUCCUUAUCUUCCCAGAGGGAACCUGCAUCAAUAAUACAUCAGUGAUGAUGUUCAAAAAGGGAAGUUUUGAGAUUGGAGCCACCGUUUACCCUGUUGCGAUCAAGUAUGACCCUCAGUUUGGGGACGCCUUCUGGAACAGCAGCAAGUACGGGAUGGUGACGUACCUGCUGAGGAUGAUGACCAGCUGGGCCAUCGUCUGCAGCGUCUGGUACCUGCCCCCCAUGACCAGAGAGGCGGAGGAAGAUGCUGUCCAGUUCGCCAACAGAGUGAAAUCUGCCAUUGCCAGACAGGGAGGGCUCGUGGACCUGCUGUGGGAUGGUGGUCUGAAGCGGGAAAAGGUGAAGGACACAUUCAAGGAGGAGCAGCAGAAGCUGUACAGCAAGAUGAUUGUCGGCAACCACGAGGACAGGAGCCGGUCCUGAGCAUGCGCCCCGCCGGCCGCAGCUGCCUCGCUGCCGCUGCCUCCCCAGUUGCGGGCUCCUCGGGCUGCUCUGCAUUGGGGGCUCCAGCGUCUUCGAAGCUUCCUGGGCUCCCGGGGCUGCCUUCUGAGGGGGAUGAGACACCUCCUUGUUUCUUUUCUGCUAAGCCCGUUGGAGGAAUGCCAUUAAAGCCCUCUGCACCGCGCAGUGCACCUGCAUGCUGCGCUCAGGACUCGCUGUGUCUGUCCCUGAGGCCUGCGUGUGUGGGAACCUGGCUGGGGAAGGGUGGCCCUGAGGGGCCCUGCAGACUCCAUAAAAAAAAAAAAAACUGUCGUAUGCAGGAGCUCUCGGCAGAACGAAGCUCUGCGAUCCUGAGCCCCUGCCCGGCAGCCACUCAAGGGGAUAAGGGGACAGGGGCAGGCGGGCCAUGUGGACUGUGGGAACCUGUGGAUUCCCUCGCCCAGAGCACCUGGACCCGCUCUCUGUCGCUCGCGCCUCGGCUUCCCUGUCUGUCACCUGGGUCGGGAGGGGAGGGUGGUGAAACCUACCUCACAGGGUUGUUGUGGGGGUUCAAGUGCUACCGCGGGGCAAGGACGGUUCAGCUCAGUGUCACCGUAUGGAUCCGUGAGUGCGGCGGGAGGAGGGCUGAGCUCGAAGCCACUCACGGGGCUUCAGAUUUGUUUUUGUGGGUAAAUAAAAUUGUCUUUGAUGGUGACUGAA